Molecule: messenger RNA, 1251 nt
Organism: Penicillium antarcticum
Lineage: Eukaryota; Fungi; Ascomycota; Eurotiomycetes; Eurotiales; Aspergillaceae
Exons: 1
Coding region: 1-1251 (416 amino acids)
Source: RefSeq, a predicted model, not a curated record
AUGGCGCCCUCAGCCGAGCGUGUCGCUAGCAUCAUGCUGUCGUGGCACUCGCUUGAGCUCGUCUCCUUCACCACUCUACAAACCUUGUGGGCAGGGUACGGAGAAAUAAGUGCCAUGUAUGCUAAAGCUUCCUCUGAUGACGCAGCAAAGCACAUGGAUAAACUUUGCGGGACAGAAAAUGAAGCUGCUGGGAAAACUUACACUCUCAUCCUGAAGCUGAUUUCGCCCCCAAACAAAAGCGGUGGCAAACAAGAUGAAGGACACCUUCGAAAAAUGUUCAGUUAUGAAGUCGAGCAGCACUUUUAUAGCCACUUGGUGCCACUCUUGGGUGAAGAUAUCGGUGUUGCCAGAUGUCUCGCCUCGACUAAAGGCAUGGAGGACCAGAAUGGUGAGCAAGAGCUCAAAGGUCUCAUGGCCACCAUCAUGUUCAAUCUGCGCCAAGAAUUCCCAGUUGAAGGCAAUAGGAGGAGCUUGUUAUCCAGCGCACAGGUGCAUGGAUCAUUAGACUGGCUGGCACGCUUCCAUGGCCGGACACGGGAUCUGAUACAAAGUGGGCUUGACAUUGGCAGACACGUCUUGCCACCUCUUGAGGAAUCAGUAAAAAGACAAACUGCAGCCGAGGAUAUUGGCACCGGGAUGUGGCUCAACGGAGGGUAUACGUAUCUCGCUACACGGCGCACAGAGUACCAGUCUCUGGUCGAGGAUACAGACUCGGAGUGGUCCGAACUGCUCUGCGAACCGUUCGAAGGGUCCUCACUAUCCGUGGCUGAGAUGGCUGCCUUGUUCUUAACUCCCUCUGGCAGACCCAUGGAGUCGUACAUUCACGGCGAUGUCAAGUCAGAGAACCUCUUCACAAACCGCAGCGGAGAGAAAGUCGCGUUCUUUGAUUUCCAGUAUGUUGGGCUGGGCCUUGGUGUCUGUGAUCUUGCCAAGCUGUUCACUUGCUCGGUUCCUCUGGGCAUGCUGGUUGAUGAUGAUGAAUACUUCUCAAAGACGCUGUCGAUGUGCGAUGGCGAGAGGCGGCUCUUAGAGUAUUACCAUAAGGGCCUCAUCCUGGAUGGCCAGACGGAUGCAUAUGACUGGGCCACAUUCAGACGACACUGGGAGACGGCUCUCGUGGACUGGUGUAGGUUUCAGGCAUCUUGGGGCUUCUGGGGAAACACGGAGUGGCUUGAGGCCCGUGUGAGAUCGAUCGUGGGUGACAGGGACUGGAGGAAUUGGCUUCAUCAGAAUGUCAGCGGUGAACAAUAG